This is a messenger RNA of Glycine soja, 1629 nucleotides long. RefSeq lists its product as uncharacterized. Lineage: Eukaryota; Viridiplantae; Streptophyta; Magnoliopsida; Fabales; Fabaceae. The record is from RefSeq and is a predicted model, not a curated record. The coding region runs from base 1 to 1629 and encodes 542 amino acids. Gene Ontology annotation, biological process: meristem development; meristem maintenance. The transcript has 6 exons.
AUGGGAACGGCGACACACCCAGCUGGUACCGCUAGCCCCUCUGGCGACACACCCAGCUGGUACGGUCACGUGGGACUCGCCCACGGUGCUGGCGAGACAGCCAUUCACGUGAAGUUCGGCUUUUCAGGCUUGCAGGCUUCUGCUCUCCAUUGUUUAGGGAUGCAGCAGCAUUGUUUAGGGAUGCAGAGUAUAAGUGUGGAUGGUUUACCAUUAAUCGGUCCAACAAAUCUUGAUUGGGCUGAUUUAUGUGAGGAAUUAUUGGGAGUCAGACCACAAGAAGAUGAAAUUAGAGGUAGUGUGGUUAAAUUAAGUUGGCUGGCUCACCAUUUUGCCCAAAUAAAUAAUGACGACGACGAAGAACAAGUACGAAGGUUUGCCCGUGCAUGGAUAUUGAGAUUCAUUGGAGGUGUCUUGUUCGUUGAUAAAAGCAGUAACAAAGUUUCGCUAAGAUACCUUCAAUUUUUACGUGACUUUGAAGAAUGUGGCAGAUAUGCAUGGGGAGCUGCCGUACUUGGUUUUCUAUACAGAGAGAUGUGCAAUGCCACCGAUUAUAAAACUAAAUCAAUCGGAGGUAUGUGCAUCUUACUACAAAUGUGGGCAUGGGAACGAUGUCCAACCUUGGCUCCAAAGAGGACUCCUUCCCAAGUAGAAAAUACACCACUGGGGCAUAGGUGGCUGCGACGUGGAAACCAACAUAUCGGCAAUGAUGAUGUGAGAGUUUUUCAUCGCAAGGUAGAUAUUAUGAAACGUCAUGAGUUUGUGUGGGAGCCGUACCCAUCAACCGUAAUAUCACUGUUGCCUCCCGUUUGUUUAGUCGGAAGUCUCGUGUGGGUCGAUGCUUAUCCCCGACAAGAAGGCCUAUUGAGUUUUAACUCGGACUACAUGGUCUGGUAUAGGCGAAAGACAAAGAUGUUUGUUGACCCAGCAAAUGCAAAGACGGCUACAUUGGGUGAAGUUGCGGAGGCAUUACAAUACAUGGUGUCUCCUCAAGGGAGGAAUACAUGCACAUUUGAUGAUCUCGUGCCUUAUGUGGAAAAAAUUACAAUUUUAUCCGAAGAGCAAGAGAGAGUCACUGAGCCAGUGUCACAUGGUCCCGCAUCAGAGCGUCAAUUUCCUGCACAACAGUUUCACAUGUUUCAGUCAAGUAUUGAAACUCAGGGGAUAGACAGAAGAAGGGACACUGUUGAAGCGGAAGAAUAUUCCCAACAAAUGGUGGAGCGUGGCCAUGGAAUGUAUUACACGCCACAAACAUUUGCUGAGUAUCCGACACAGAUGUAUCAGUAUCCUUUUCAGGGUCAUCACACUGAUACUUCUGCAAGCCAGCAAUCGUUCGGUGGUGUUGCGGAAACACAAGCUCAUUUUUCAUGGCCCACAAUGACCCCUUCACAGCAAUAUCAUGGCCCAAUUCCAACACCUAAUGCCCCGUUAGGAACACAAUGGAAUGUACCGGGACAAAUACCUAAUACGGGUGACUUAUUCGGUGUUGAUUUGCGACACGCAUUUUCUGCGGAGGCUGACGAAGAAGAAGCGGGGAGGCAUCGGGGCAGAAGAAAUCCUGAUCGCCAAGCACGAAGAUGGGAUCGACCAUGUGGCACAUCCUCACGACAUCACGGACACCAAAAUGAAUGA